AUGGAAGUUAGUGAUGAGCAACGAGUUAUCCUUGCUGUUUUUGUACUGAAGGGUAAUGCAUUGGAAUGUCUUAUGGUGCAAAAGGAAGCUGAGUUCAUUCGCAUAGCACAAGGUACUCAAUCAGUGUAUGAGUAUGAGCGGAAAUUUGCUGAAUUAUCCCGCUUUGCUCCACACAUGGUUGACACAGAAGCAAGGAAGGGUAGGCAUUUUGAAAGGGGUUUAAGGGAGGAAAUUCAGGGACUGGUUUCCAUGUUCAAAUGGGAAACAUAUGUAGAGGUGGUAGAUCGAGCUCUCAUAGCAGAGAGAAAUUGCAAUCAUCUCUCAAAGGCCAAUGAUCAGGAGAGGAAGCCAAAUCAGAGUAAUUUUCUUAAGGGAAAGUCUAGUGGAAGUUCAUUCAAGAAGCAAGGGGUGCCUAAUUCAAAUAAGAAGGCACACAAGACUUGUCCAAGAUGUGGAAAGGCUCACAGUGGAACAUGUUAUUUGGAGUCAGGGGCGUGUUUUAAAUGUGGCAAGACUGGACAUUUCAUCGAGGAUUGUCCAAAUUUAAGAGCUGAGCAAACUACCAAUACAAAUGGAGCCAACAAAAACCCAAGGUUCAAGGUCGAGUUUUUGCUCUAA
Molecule: messenger RNA, 618 nt
Organism: Quercus robur (English oak)
Lineage: Eukaryota; Viridiplantae; Streptophyta; Magnoliopsida; Fagales; Fagaceae
Exons: 2
Coding region: 1-618 (205 amino acids)
Molecular function (GO): zinc ion binding; nucleic acid binding
Source: RefSeq, a predicted model, not a curated record